This is a messenger RNA of Canariomyces notabilis, 957 nucleotides long. RefSeq lists its product as uncharacterized. The transcript has a single exon. Bases 150 to 545 code for a protein of 131 amino acids. Lineage: Eukaryota; Fungi; Ascomycota; Sordariomycetes; Sordariales; Chaetomiaceae. The record is from RefSeq and is a predicted model, not a curated record.
AGAAGAAGGAUAUAUUAGGCCUAAGCUCUUCACCAUCUCACGUCCGUUGACCUCACCUUCGUCUCACCCCUGACUAAAGACAAGCUAUUCGCCCUUUUUGGUUUAUCAUCCUUUCGCCUCGUUUUCGAGCUUUCUCACAACAAGCAGAAAUGUCUUCCCGUCCCGUCUAUCUUUUCGUGUAUGGGCGAACGUCCAGAACCCGCGGUCAUUUUGCCAUCUUCGUUCCCAAUGCUUCGGAUGUGGGCAAGACACCUUCCAAAACCGAGACCUGCAAGGGGACUGUUAUCCACGUCGUCGGCAACCCUAUGGCUGGGUUCUUUCAUGAGUUCAAACGCAAUUACAACACAUACGCGUCGAAAUCGCUGGGAACGGUGGUUCUCCUGGGAUAUAUUCAGGAAUCGCUUCAUGUCGAUCCCAGCUCCAGCGCCUUCUCCACCGACGUCGUCGCCCUCGGGUCUCUCGACGCGGCGGCUCUCCAAGUGCCUGCACCUGGCCAGAGCGAUGUCAGAGCUCCUGUUGAUGGUGUAAGUGUUCCGUUUGUGUAACCAUUGACUUUUCUUUCAUAUGCAUUUAAGGGGCACUAUUAAGUAGUGCCCCUUGUAAGACGAGCCAACAGGUACCAUUCGUUCCGGCGUCGGUGUCAAUCGUUUCCUAGGUGACCAACAAACGCUGCCAGGAGUGGACCAUGGAGUAUAUCCAGUAUCUGGUCUCGCUGGGCUACUUGGACAGCAGCGCGAUUCAACUGGCUCAAGAUCAACGUGACCCUCCAUCUCACGGCGUCAUGCUUCGUCGUGAAUGACGGUAACACUGGCUGGAUUCCCUAGCUUGCUUUGCUUGCCAUGAGGAUGUGCCGCCUCCCGUUAAUGGCAGAUGAAUCGUGUUGAGGCUUCUGGCUGGCCUCCAGGCUGUACUGAUAUUUGAAGUCGCACUUGGAUAGGUACUUAGGUUGUCUUUUUG